ACAGGAUGACGACGCGUGUGAGACCGGAAGGAACUUAUAGAUUUCGCAUGCGUCCUGCCUCCGGGGCGGAGGGAGCCCUGCCUCGUGGGGGCCAUUCUUCCGCUGCGCGCCGCGCGACGUGAUGACGACACUGGGCCCGCCCUCUACCCUGGCUGUGCUCUGGAGUUCUUCAGUCGUACCGCGUGCGCAACGGUAGUGACGCGUUUAACCCGGAGUAUGGCGGAUACCGGCUUGCGCCGCGUGGUUCCCAGCGACCUUUAUCCCCUUGUGCUCGGCUUUCUGCGAGAUAACCAGCUCUCAGAGGUGGCCAGUAAAUUUGCAAAAGCGACAGGCGCUACACAGCAGGACGCCAAUGCCUCUUCCCUCUUGGACAUUUAUAGCUUUUGGCUCAAGUCCACCAAAGCCCCGAAGGUGAAACUGCAGUCAAAUGGACCAGUGGCCAAAAAGGCUAAGAAAGAGACUUCAUCCAGUGACAGCAGUGAGGACAGCAGUGAGGAAGAGGACAAAGCCCAAGUUCCCACACAGAAGGCUGCCGCCCCUGCCAAGCGAGCCAGUUUGCCUCAGCAUGCUGGGAAAGCAGCAGCCAAAGCUUCAGAGAGCAGCAGUAGUGAAGAGUCCAGUGAGGAAGAGGAGGAGGAGGACAAAAAGAAAAAGCCUGUCCAGAAAGCAGUUAAGCCCCAAGCCAAGGCAGUCAGACCUCCUCCGAAGAAGGCAGAGAGCUCUGAGUCCGAGUCUGACUCAAGCUCAGAGGAUGAAGCACCACAGACCCAGAAGCCAAAGGCAGCUGCUACGGCAGCUAAAGCCCCGACUAAAGCCCAGACUAAAGCCCCAGCCAAACCAGGUCCACCAGCGAAAGCACAGCCUAAAGCAGCCAAUGGCAAAGCAGGCAGCAGCAGCAGCAGUAGCAGCAGCAGUAGCAGUGAUGACUCAGAGGAAGAGAAGAAGGCAGCUGCACCUCUCAAGAAGACUGCACCUAAAAAGCAAGUCGUGGCCAAGGCACCAGUAAAAGUAACUGCUGCCCCCACCCAAAAGAGUUCUAGCAGUGAGGACUCUUCCAGUGAAGAGGAAGAGGAACAGAAAAAACCCAUGAAGAAAAAAGCAGGUCCCUACAGUUCAGUUCCACCACCUUCUGUUUCUUUAUCCAAAAAGUCCGUGGGAGCCCAGUCUCCAAAGAAAGCGGCCGCGCAGACACAGCCUGCAGACAGCAGUGCAGACAGCAGCGAGGAGUCUGAUUCAAGUUCUGAGGAAGAGAAGAAAACUCCAGCUAAGACAGUCGUCUCCAAGACACCCGCCAAACCAGCUCCAGUGAAGAAAAAGGCCGAGAGCUCUUCAGACAGCUCAGAUUCUGACAGUUCUGAGGAUGAAGCUCCUGCCAAGCCAGUCAGUGCCACCAAGAGUCCCUUAAGCAAGCCAGCUGUCACUCCUAAGCCGCCUGCUGCAAAGGCAGUGGCAACUCCUAAGCAGCCUGCGGGCAGUGGCCAGAAACCUCAGAGCAGAAAGGCUGACAGCAGCUCCAGCGAGGAGGAGAGCAGCUCCAGUGAGGAAGAGGCCACCAAGAAAAGUGUGACAACCCCUAAGGCCAGGGUGACCGCCAAAGCAGCACCCUCUCUACCUGCCAAACAGGCUCCUCGGGCUGGUGGAGACAGCAGCUCCGACUCAGAGAGUUCCAGCAGUGAGGAGGAGAAGAAGACGCCGCCUAAACCCCCCGCUAAGAAGAAGGCAGCAGGUGCAGCCGUUCCCAAACCCACCCCUGUGAAGAAAGCAGCAGCCGAGAGCAGCAGCAGCAGCAGCUCCUCCGAAGAUUCCAGUGAAGAAGAGAAAAAGAAGCCCAAGAGCAAAGCUACUCCCAAACCACAGGCAGGAAAGGCCAAUGGCGUUCCAGCUUCUCAGAACGGAAAAGCAGGCAAGGAAAGUGAGGAGGAAGAGGAAGACACAGAACAGAACAAAAAGGCAGCCGGGACCAAGCCAGGUUCAGGCAAGAAACGGAAGCACAAUGAGACAGCAGAUGAAGCAGCAACUCCUCAAUCUAAGAAAGUUAAGCUGCAGACCCCUAAUACGUUUCCAAAAAGGAAGAAGGCACAGAAAAGGGCAUCUUCCCCUUUCCGAAGGGUCAGGGAGGAGGAGAUUGAGGUGGACUCUCGAGUAGCAGACAAUUCCUUCGAUGCCAAGCGAGGUGCAGCUGGAGACUGGGGUGAGCGAGCCAAUCAGGUUCUGAAGUUCACCAAAGGAAAGUCCUUCCGGCACGAAAAAACAAAGAAGAAGCGAGGCAGCUACCGGGGAGGCUCCAUCUCUGUCCAGGUCAAUUCCGUCAAGUUUGACAGCGAGUGACCUGUGUCAUCUUUAGCAAAGGAAGGGUGACUUUGGGAGGCUGGCACUCACCUCCAAUGGACCCAGAAACUCAGUGUUAUUAGGAGAGAGUUGUGGCACGGACAGUUUGAAGCAGGUUCUUUGACACUGCAGUCUAUAGUCCUUCCAUGCUCCUGCUUCUGGACAGGUUUGUUUUUGAGCGUUGAUUGUCAAAGACAAAAAGUUUUUUUGUUUGUUUUGUUUUAUUUUUUAAGAAAUCCAUUUGGUUGUCAGCUGCCUUCCUGUUCUGUUGGUCUUCAUACUGAGAAAUUGUAUAUUUUAUAUUAAAUCAUGUCAUACAGAUUUUUGUUGUGAUUUUCAGAGAUGAGUUCCACAGAUUAAAGUCUUUGCCUAAGGCAAUGCACAGAGUCACAUGGAGGAUUCUGUUUAUGUGAGUGCGCAGACCCACAUUUGAUCCCACCCCUCAAAGCCCCGGUGGGCCCUGACAUAAGUCUUGUGAUGUUUGACUGCUAAGCAUGCCCUGUGCUCAUCUUCAUCCAUUGGGCCUGACACCGAAGCUUCCCGAAGCCGGCGUGGAUCUGCCAACUUUGGGGAUAAAAUUGCAGUUCUUGGUACAAUUUCCUACUGAACUGACAGGCAGGAUUCUCGAUGUGAGUGCGAUGCAACGGUUUUUGUUUUGUUCUCAGUAGCUAUUAGUGCUACGUGUUUACAGUGUGUUCUAGUUUUAAUUUCGAAGUAAGCUUUUCUGACACUGAGAGGCAUUUGCAACAACUUGACUCUUACCGCUGUUGUAUAUAAGCUCAUGAAUAUAUUUGAUUCUUGUUAACAUCAUCAAGAGCAGAAUGGUAAACUCCUGCAUGGUUGAGGCACUGGUCAAGGAAGUGGAGAUGACCUACCUGAGCCUCUGGGUGAAGUAGGUACGGUGGAUAGAUCCUGGGCACCUGCAGUGAGGAGCAGGCGAAGGACAGUGAGGCUGGGAGAGGUCUGGGCAGGACCGUUCUGUCUGGAUCCCUCCCCUCAAAGGGAUCACAUGGGAGUGAUUAUGUCUUAUUUAAGUUGGUCCCCUGGAUUGAUUAUUGGUACCUUAACUAUAUGAUGUUACUGAUACAGGCUAACCAGGGGGGGGCUGGGAGGCAUAUCUGGGUGAUAGUGGCGCUUACCUACCAUUCAAGGACAGAGUGUGAUCUCCAUCAAGGCAGGAAGUGAAUGAGCAGAGAUCCCUGGGCCAAGGGAGUAAAUUAUAAAGCCGUAAGAUUUGACCAUUGGCAGAGCUCAGCCAGAGUGAGGGAAGGGAGAAGAGCACCCUGGCUAACCUGGUGAGAACAGACACGGAGCCUCCCUGGUUUGGUUUCCAUGGUCACCUGGUAACCUGCUAAAAGUGGGUGCCUGUGGCAGCUCCUUGAGGAAGUCUGCAUGGUCAAAGUUCUGUGUCUUACUACAAAACAAUAAAAUGGAUGGUCCCUGA
Molecule: messenger RNA, 3772 nt
Organism: Rattus norvegicus (Norway rat)
Lineage: Eukaryota; Metazoa; Chordata; Mammalia; Rodentia; Muridae
Source: RefSeq, a predicted model, not a curated record